Gasterosteus aculeatus aculeatus (three-spined stickleback) is the source of this 2191-nucleotide messenger RNA. Its product is annotated as epigen-like. Gene Ontology annotation, biological process: positive regulation of mitotic nuclear division; positive regulation of cell population proliferation; epidermal growth factor receptor signaling pathway. The record is from RefSeq and is a predicted model, not a curated record. Lineage: Eukaryota; Metazoa; Chordata; Actinopteri; Perciformes; Gasterosteidae. Gene Ontology annotation, molecular function: epidermal growth factor receptor binding; growth factor activity.
UACUACACGGUAUUAAUGGCGUGUUAUAAUUAACGCUGCGUAGUACGAACUACUGAAUGACAAUUAACAAAGUUCAAAAAAUCAGAGCUCAUGAACAGUUUACGGUGGUGCUGAGAUUUGAAAAAAACAUGGCAACCAUCAGGAAACUCCUUCCUUUUCUCUGAAUGUAUGCCCUAAACAGGCUUCCACUUGCUAAACAACGCUUCUCUCUUCUCGAUGCAUUCACCUGUUAGAAAAGAAAUGUCAUUAUUACCCCAUUCUGAAGAAUCUGAAUCUUUCACAACACCUGCAACCUCUAAUGUAGCAACCUCGACUGCCAAAUCAGCAUUUUAGUGAGACUACCUGUGCCAAAUUAUUGCGUGGGUUCAAAUUUAACUCCAAAGAAAUAAAGCAAUGGUAAAGACCCUCUGGGCACCGCUGUACCCGACCCCCAUCAUUAGACCGGCACAGACUUUGUCUCUGCAUGCAGAGGAAAAAAAGGAAAACGUUUCCUAAUUCAAGGAAAGAAAAAGUAGGAAAAAAAAAAUCGCUGCUUCUUUGACGGGCAACUUGAGUGGCUGUGAGCUCGGUAUAUAAAUCCAGCACAAGUUUGUUGGUCUCACAGAAGCGAGUUGCGCAGAGAACGUGGAGACACCCCACCGGAAGAAGACGCCAUGUUGACACACAGACACAACGCCCUCCUCUCAGCAAUGGCUGCACUGCUCCUCCUGACCACAACGGGACAAUCUGCCGGGCUGAGCGACCAGCUGCAGACCACAGGAGGUCCCGACCCGUUGACCUCACGUCUGACCACACAGCUCACCAACAGCAGCACGGAGGAACCUCGGGCUCUGCUCUUGUCCAAGGCCUGCAGAACUGAAGAUAAAGACUUCUGCAAAAACGGUGGCGUGUGCAUGUACCCCCAAGACAGCGACAAGCCCUCUUGCAUCUGCCAGUCGUCGUACAGCGGGAAGCGCUGCAUGUUUAUCAUCGGACGCACUCAAACUCGGAUUGAGUGGGAGAAACUGAUUGGCAUCGGUUUUGGGGUAUCCGUGCUCAUCCUGGUCCUGGCCUUCAUCAUUUACUGCCUCGCUUCUAAGAGGUGUAUAAAAUCGGCACCGCUCAAACAAAUCAGCCCCGCCUGAGUCGUCGUCGUGACCCCCUGUACCCCAUCAUCAUCAUCAUCAUCGUUAUGAAACAGAAAUAUUACUAUUUAUUGUAUUACAGAAAUUAACUUAUUGACAGUGCACAAUUUAUUUUACCUUUUGUAAUUUAUGAAAAAUGAACGCGUCAUUGAAUGUUUUGUAGGUUAAAGUUGUAUCUAUACACACACACUGAAUUAUUAAAUUGUUACUUAAGGAGAUGGAUAUUUUGUCUAAGCAUAUUCUUUGUUAUAGUUGUGUUUUGGAAUAUAAAAUGUAAAACAAUAGCAAUGGAUCCCGAGACGAGCUACACCCUUCAUUUAAUCCUAAAACACAAAUUUGCUGAUUUAGAUUAAAACAUGUAAAACAGCUGUAUUCCAGAUACCAAACAGUACACAUAGACAUGAAAUGGGUGUUCAGAGGGAGAAUAGUGUAUUUUGAUUAGCCAAUACAACUUGUUAAAGUUAAUAAUGAAGAUACUUAAAGUCAGUUUAAAAAAAUGGAAAAUAAAACACAGACAAAGGAUGUAACAUCCAACAACUAGAACCAGUGAACAUAUGUGUGGAAGGAAUUGUUUUUAUUUUCUAUUCAAUGUCUUGUACUAUCUGGAACCUGAGAUAUAAAGUUUGAAAUAAAGAAAAUGGGUAAAAAUGCAAUGGAAAUGAAUGUUUCUAAUACAAUAUGUGUAAACCCUCACCAGUAUACCCAGCACCAGUAAUCUCAGUUUAAACGAUAAACUUGUACAGAAACUCAUUUCAAUACUUCAUUUAAUAUAAAUACUUAUAUUUGAGAAGUCCAUUUUUGUUUAUAUACUUACUAAUGAACUAUCUUUGAAUGACAGAGUUUUGAAUAUAUACAUACUUAUUUGUAGGUAGACUAUAGAUUGAUAUUUGGAAAGUAUGCAUUUGGUGCAUACUGCACUCGGGUUACAUUUUAAAGUACUUUUACUGAUUUAUUUCAUUUUACACUCCACCGCUUAGUCUGAAAUAUUGUGCUGUUGUUGUUUACUGCUCUUCAUUUGUCUCUCAGCUGUUUUUAUUGGCUAAUAAAUUCAGAUUUCUGAAACAAAA